GCGUAGCUUGGCAAUCAAACAAACUUAUGCUAGCCCUCUCUCUGUGGCUAAAUGUGCCUAGCCGGCUAAUCGUCUGCAUAGUGCAGAAGGUAGUUGUUUUCCCUAUUUCAAUACUCACGUAUUUACCCUGAUAUUAUAAUUGUUAUCGAGUAGGCCUGUAGCGUCAAGACAGGGUGGGCAAACGCCAUCGAGUUAUUGGAAUUUCACUCGAUGAUGUGCCACCCUUGCCAGGAUGUUAGCAUAAACUAACCAGAGAGCUGGGCAGUCGGCUCAAGUAGCCAAGAAGUAGCGUCCGGAUGAUUUGACUAGUACCACCGCGGAUUUGGGGGACUUCGAGUGGGCUUUGCAUGAUGUCAAACAAGCGGUCCCCGCAAAUCGCUGGCAAUGCGAGUUCAGUGCCGAGCACAAGUAGCAGCACUAGUAGCAGCAGUGGAACAGGAGGCACCGUAAUCCCUAGUAGCGCAAGCAACGGCGUCACGAGCAAUGGCAACAACUCUGUUAAUGUUGUGCCCUCGCGGACACUGGCAGCUGCGGGUGACGGUGGCAUGUCGGUGCCAAAUUUGACCGCCGUGUCGUCGUCCAGAGGUGGGUUUGCUUCUCUGAGUAGACCUUCCGCGUCCUCCGGCAGUAGGAAGAGGUCUCUUCAUCAAGCGCCGCUUUACAACGGCCUGUUGAACUCAUAUGAAGACAAAAGCAACGACUUUGUUUGUCCCAUUUGCUUUGAAAUGAUAGAAGAGGCACACAUGACCAAGUGUGGGCACAGUUUUUGUUUCAAAUGCAUCCGUCAGAGUCUAGAAGAUAGCAACAGGUGUCCCAAAUGCAACUACAUUGUUGAUAAUGUGGAUCAACUUUACCCAAACUUUCUUGUUAAUGAACUGAUCCUUAAGCAGAAGCAAAGAUCAGAGGAGAAGAGACUAAAACUAGAUCAUCCUAAUGGAUCCAGGUGGCAUAUUUUCCAGGAUGUGUUGAGUCCGGACCAAGAAAACUUGGACCUGGCAAAUGUCAAUCUAAUGUUGGAGCUACUUGUUCAGAAGAAGAAGCAGCUGGAGGCGGAAUCCCAAGCAGCUCAGAGGCAGAUCCUCAUGGAGUUUCUUAAAGAAGCCAGGAGAAACAAGAGAGAGCAACUGGAACAACUACAGAAGGAACUGAACUUUCUUGAAGAGGAUAUUAAGCGCGUUGAGGAAAUGAGUGGGCUGUACUCUCCAAUGGAGGCAGAGUGCACAGUGCCCAAUGUUGAGGCACCCUCACCAUCACCCAGCUGUAGUAGUAUAAUUGAGCCACCAAACUAUAGCCAACCGCCAGAAUUUGGUGGAACAGCCCAGGGGAAAAGGCAGACCUGGUAUAACAGCACACUUGCAUCAAGGAGAAAAAGGUUAACUGCUCAUUUUGAAGAUCUUGAGCAGUGUUACUUCUCCAACAAAAUGUCACGCAUCUCAGAUGAAGGCAGGAACUUGAACCAGCUGGAUGACUUUAUGGAGUGUCUUUCUAAGUUUACACGCUACAAUUCUGUGCGACCCCUGGCCACUCUCUCCUAUGCCAGUGACCUCUAUAAUGGCUCUAGUAUUGUCUCUAGCAUUGAGUUUGACCGUGAUUGUGACUACUUUGCCAUUGCUGGUGUGACAAAGAAGAUCAAGGUGUUUGAAUAUGGCACUGUGAUCCAAGAUGCAGUGGAUAUCCACUAUCCUGUUAAUGAAAUGACAUGCAAUUCAAAAAUCAGCUGUAUCAGCUGGAGUAGCUAUCACAAGAACCUCCUAGCAAGCAGCGACUAUGAGGGUACGGUCAUAUUAUGGGAUGGAUUUACCGGUCAUAGGUCGAAGGUGUAUCAGGAGCAUGAGAAAAGAUGCUGGAGUGUAGACUUUAAUCUGAUGGACCCAAAGUUGCUAGCAUCUGGCUCUGAUGACGCUAAAGUGAAGUUGUGGUCAACCAAUCUGGACAACUCUGUGGCCAGCAUCGAAGCUAAAGCUAAUGUCUGCUGUGUUAAAUUCAGUCCAACCUCCCGGUAUCAUCUCGCCUUUGGCUGUGCAGAUCACUGUGUCCAUUACUAUGACCUCCGCAACACUAAGCAGCCAAUUAUGGUGUUCAAAGGCCAUCGGAAAGCUGUUUCCUAUGCUAAGUUUGUUAAUGGAGAGGAAAUUGUUUCUGCGUCAACAGACAGUCAGCUGAAGCUGUGGAAUGUCAACAAACCUCAUUGCCUGCGCUCCUUCAAGGGUCACAUCAAUGAGAAGAAUUUUGUUGGCCUUGCUUCUAAUGGAGACUAUAUUGCCUGUGGCAGUGAGAACAAUUCCUUGUACCUGUACUACAAAGGACUUUCCAAGACACUUUUAACAUUCAAGUUUGACACUGUAAAAAGUGUACUUGAUAAAGAUAAGAAGGAAGAUGACACCAAUGAGUUCGUCAGUGCUGUCUGUUGGCGGGCCCUACCAGAUGGAGAGUCAAAUGUGUUGAUUGCUGCAAACAGUCAAGGAACAAUCAAGGUACUUGAACUUGUCUGAAGACCCACCUGAUCCUCAUCUGAUCAAGACCACCAUCACACCUAAAGCCUCAUUGUUAAGGAUCAGUCUGGAAGGGAGAAGCUAUGCUGCCUACGGAAUUCUGAAGGCCUAACAAUCGAAGAGAGCUGAUGUAAAUUUAAAUGAUUAUAUGAAUGAGCUAUGGCUUUUGGACAGCAGGAGACCGACUAUACCUGGGCAUCUGUCCCAGGUAUUAAAUGCUGCCAUUUCUCGAGGAGGAAAAAAACAAACUAAAGAAAGUGGGUGGGUCCAAAAUGGAGCAAAAUACUUUGAUUUAAUGUUUGAUACACCUACUGCCUCUGCCUACUGCAUCUCCAUGGUUUUCACUCUGAUCAGUACUUUUUAGUAUUUUUUUUUCCUCAAUCUGUUACUUCUGAUGGCACACAUCCAGCCAAGUGCUACUUUAUUGUCUAAUUUUCCCUCAUUAAAGGCUAAAGCACCGGGUUAAUUGACUUUUAAAGUGUUUCGUAGUCUUUACGUCCUACUUCAGCUUUUAAUUCAGCCCUAAAUGUUCAUCUGACUCAUUACAGGUGUAGUUUGUUUUCCAAAAUGGAAGACACCAAUUGGAAUGAAUCAGACUUCAAUUGAAUUGUGUUAAAAAUAUUGUCAGUGUGAGACUGUGGAAUGUGAGUUUGUUGAUACUUAAGGAAGAUUACCAGUAAUAGGUCAUUGAAAGGUUUAGAGAUCCAUUUAUGUGAAAUAAUUUUGAUGUAACCAAAGGCAUGAAUCAAGACAUGCCUCUUAGAAGGUGGCAGUGUCAAUCCUAGUUGAAACAAGCCCAGUUGCAAGUCAGACAAAGUGUCGUAUAGGUUUUGUAUAGUUCGGUCUUUGUUAACUCAUUUGCUGCAAUUGACACUGUAGAAAUCCAAUCCAUGUUGACUGUGAAGGAUGACGUUUCACAGUUGAAAUGGAUUGGACAUCUAUAGAUAUUAACGGAAGCUACUGAGUUAACAUUGACCAAUCAAGAGGUUUGAAUAAACCCCUCCUAGACCUAUUUUAUCAAGAAUGGAUAAAGAGGUGUUUUCUAUUUGUCUAACUGAAUAAAUUAUUUCAAAGCUAUUUUGUUCUCCCAGGUCAUUAAAAAACACAUCUUUGGUAUUUCCUAGUAUUCUUUUGACUGAGAUUGUCUGAGUGAGUUAUGUGUUUACGGCAAUCCUUGGUAAUUGGUUCCAUGUGUUUUUUUUCAACUUUGAAAUGGUGAAAUUCAAAAUGUUCUGUUUGCCACAGAUCAGAUGCCUCUAUGUGGGUUCAAACACUAAAAGCCUCUAAAUGUUAUGUUUAUCCAAUGUCAAUUCUUCCAUCAAGGAAUGCACAGUGUAUUGUUUUACUUUCUGAACAUCAAUGUUCCAAUUUUUAGAGAAAACCAUAAUUCAAUUUUAGCUGUUAUAUGUAUUUGAUGCUGGAUAUGCACAAUGCUGUUUUAAUGUAAUCUAUU
Corythoichthys intestinalis (scribbled pipefish) is the source of this 3945-nucleotide messenger RNA. It is a transcript of the gene cop1, whose product is annotated as COP1 E3 ubiquitin ligase. Bases 348 to 2492 code for a protein of 714 amino acids. NCBI's taxonomy places the organism in Eukaryota, Metazoa, Chordata, Actinopteri, Syngnathiformes, Syngnathidae. Gene Ontology annotation, molecular function: protein binding; ubiquitin protein ligase activity. The transcript has 20 exons. The record is from RefSeq and is a predicted model, not a curated record. Gene Ontology annotation, biological process: proteasome-mediated ubiquitin-dependent protein catabolic process.